Messenger RNA from Vollenhovia emeryi, 1902 nucleotides. Its product is annotated as larval cuticle protein A2B-like. The transcript is spliced from 2 exons. Bases 1376 to 1813 code for a protein of 145 amino acids. NCBI's taxonomy places the organism in Eukaryota, Metazoa, Arthropoda, Insecta, Hymenoptera, Formicidae. Gene Ontology annotation, cellular component: extracellular matrix. The record is from RefSeq and is a predicted model, not a curated record.
UCUGAUACGGGCUUAAGACCGGACAUUUUAUUAUUAAUUGCAGCAACAUAUGCCAUGGAGCUUGAUGCUCCACUUGACGCGCUCUUCCUGCUAGAAUCUAUAUAUAAUUUCGCGCUAUCGCGCCUCCGCCUCUUUCUAUCUCUAAUCUAAUCUCACUAAUUGUGUCGCAGAAAACGGGCGCGACGAUUGUAUCAUCCGCGAGCGAAAUGCGAGACAUACCAAAAGUGAAUCAUCCGCGCGUUUGAUAUUCCCGGACCGUCGCCCGCCGACGUACGCAACGUGGCGGAAGCGUUACACUUGUAGCCCCGGCACCCAAAACCGCCCGGAAUUACGCAAGGGUGAAAGCACCGGCCGCUGUCGCUGUCACAUAGGAGAAUUAUUGGCCGCCGUUUAUUUCGUUUCCCUCACGCCGCGCGUAAUCUUGGCGAUCUCGAAAAGCGCCCGUCGUGUAAAUCGCAUGUGUCGUUUAUUAUCUUUUAAAUCGGCUUUCGAAAAUCUCCCGCUGAAACUGUGGCGCGACUUUACGGCUCGCGUGCGCUCCGCGUCGUGGUGCACGGCGUUUCGAAACUGGGCCUCGCGCGAGUCGGUUCUUUUAAUUACAACGGCAUCCCAGUCGGCAGCUCGAUCUUUUCCUCUAACGUGAACUCGUAAAAAAGAUGAGAAGUUUCUCACUGAAGAAUUCAAUGUCGAAACGGUGUCGAAUUAACGUCAAUUCGACGGUGUCGAUCGUUUCGACGUUGCUCGACGAAUCAUUUCUCACUGGGUCUUUUCCUCCAGCGUGAACUCGUGAAAGGUGAGAAAUUUCAUUGGCGAACAUCGAAUUCUUCACUAAAAUUCUUCGAGGUCAAUUUGACGGGGUCGACGUCGAUUCGACAAGUGACUUCUCGUUGGGAUGAGCGCGCGUCGCGUGCGUCGCUAUAAUUUUCACGGAAAAGAAGGAUCUUCGCGAACGCUUUCGCCCACCAAAAGAAGAAAGAAAAAAUGUAACGACGAGCGUGAAAUAUAUUCGCUACGGACAAAAUUAAAAUUCCGCGGCUGCGUCCGGGCUAUCGGAGACAUUUCGUGAAUGGCGAGCGCGAUCAAGCGAUGCCGUGAGCGAUUUAAUAAACCCGUCCGAUUCGGCGCCGCCGGCUUUCUUCCUCGUCCGGCGUUCGCCCACGUAUAUGCAUGUAUAUCGGCGAGUCAUAAAUCGAGAGCGAAACUACCGUCGACGCAUCACGUACUCCGAAGGCUGCUUGCGAUGCAACGAGGGUUGCGGCCUAACCGGCCGCCGACCACCCCGUUGCCGCUAUAAAUACGUUUGUCGCCGCUUGUCCGAACGUCAGUCCCGUUUGCGACGCGUUUACCGAUCUUCAGAACCAUAUCUAGACGGAGGAUGGCUGUCAAGUUAACAGUCCUGGCUGCAGCGGUGCUCGCGGUAUGCAGAGGUGUGCCAGUCCCAGCUGUUCCAGCUGGUGUAGCCGUACCAGCUGUCCCAACCGGUCCAGCCGUGCCAGCUUUCCCGGCCACCCUGGCCGCACAUGCUUUUCCAGUCGCCGCCCUUGACGUCACGAAUUACGAUCCUCACCCGCAGUACACUUACGCGUACGACGUCCAGGAUACGCUGACCGGCGACGCCAAGAGCCAGCACGAGAGCAGGAACGGCGACGUCGUCAGUGGCAGCUACAGCCUCGUCGAGGCCGACGGCACCAGGCGGAUCGUCGAGUACACGGCCGACCCCGUCAACGGAUUCAACGCCGUGGUGCGCCGGGAACCCCUGGCGGUGGUGAAACCCGUCGUUGCUCCGGCGCCGCCGCUCAUUUAUCAGCGCUGAAGGAUGUAACGAUGAUUAUGCACGAUGAACCCGGAUUUAAGCUAGUCACUCUAUACAUAUAAUGUAUGACUGUCGCCGCAUAAGGCCUG